Molecule: messenger RNA, 6162 nt
Organism: Gossypium raimondii (Peruvian cotton)
Lineage: Eukaryota; Viridiplantae; Streptophyta; Magnoliopsida; Malvales; Malvaceae
Exons: 10
Coding region: 1-6162 (2053 amino acids)
Molecular function (GO): ADP binding
Source: RefSeq, a predicted model, not a curated record
AUGGAGUUUGUUAUUGCCAUCGUUGGCUCUAUUGUCGCUAAAGCUGUAGAGUAUACGAUCUCUCCUAUCAAAAACCAUGUCAAAUACCUUUCCAAUCAUCAGAAAUAUGUUGAGACCCUCAAGAACCGAGCUAAUAGGCUGAAAGAUGCAAGGGACGGAGUGCAGCAUUCUGUUGAUGCAGCUAAACGAAACGGUGAAGAGAUCGAAGGUGAUGUUGACAAAUGGCUGUCUGCAGUCGACAAAAAGAUCCUUGAACAAGUAGAGAAAGUGAUGCAAGAUGAAGAAAAAGCAAAGAAAAAGUGUUUCAUUGGUUUGUGUCCUAAUUUCAGGACUCGUUACAAGCUUAGCCUGAAAGCUGAAGAGGAGGCAAAGGCUGUUGCCGAGCUACUUGAACAUGGCAAGUUUGAAAGGGUUUCCUAUCGUGCAGCUCCGCAAGGUAUCGUGGUUGCACCAGUUAAAGGUUAUGAGGAAUUCGAGUCAAGAACGUCGAUUUUGAACGGAAUAAUGGAGGCACUAAAAGAUGAUAGCGUCAGCGUUGUUGGGGUGCAUGGUAUGGGUGGGAUUGGAAAAACAACGCUGGUCAAAGAAAUCGCUAGAAAGGUCAAGGACAAGUUGUUUGAUUCGGUUGUCAUAGCAACCGUAACUCAAGCCAUCGAUAUUGAGAAGAUUCAGAACCAAAUUGCAGACUCCUUGGGCUUGAAAUUUGAGGAACAGAGUAUGGUUGGAAAGGCAUUUCGACUACGAGAAAGAUUGAAGAAGGAGGAGAGGAUUCUCGUUGUCUUGGAUGACAUUUGGGGAAAGGUUGAUAUUGAGGAAGUAGGGAUUCCUUUGGGAGAUGAACACAAGGGCUGCAAAUUACUAUUAACUUCUAGAGAGCUCAAUGUUUUAUCAAAUGGGAUGGAUGCUCAGAAAAAUUUUCCCAUUGGGUUUUUAAAUGAAAAGGAAGCCUGGGACCUGUUCAAGAAGAAGGCUGGCGACUGUGAUGAAAGUUGCGAUUUGAAGCCUAUAGCUAUGGAGGUAGCCAAAAAAUGUGCAGGACUGCCGAUAGCCAUUGCGACAGUUGCAGGGGCUUUGAGAAACAAAAGAUUGUUUGAAUGGAAGAAUGCUUUACGAGAACUGGAGAGGCCUUCGUCAAGCAACUUCACGGGGAUAGCUGCGGCAUAUUCAGCUAUAGAGUUGAGUUUUAAUUAUUUAGAAAGCGAGGAAGUUAAGCUGACUUUCUUGCUUUGCAGUGUAAUAGGCCACAAUGGUCUCGUUGAGGACUUGGUAAGAUAUACUCUAGGUUUGGGUUUAUUUGAUGGUGUCCACACUUUGGAAGAAGCUAGAAAUAAAGUAUUGACGGUUGUGGCUAAUCUCAAAGCGUCUGCCUUGUUGCUUGAUAGUUAUAAUGAUAAGAGCUUUGAUAUCCAUGAUGUUGUUUGGGAUGCUGCUAUAGCUAUUGCAUUGAAGGACUACCGUAUGCUUGUUUUGAGAGAUCAUGCUCCAAAAGAGUGGUCCGAUAAGGAGAAAAUGAAGACGUGGAGUGUGAUCAGCUUACGUUGUCCUCAGAUUAUAGCUAACCUUCCCAAGGAGAUAGAGUGUUCAGGACUUUCCUUUUUCCAUGUGGCCUAUGAUGGCGCGGUUAAAAUUCCUCUCAAUUUCUUCAAACAAACCGAAGGCCUCAAAGCCUUAGAUUUGGUCGGAAUGCAGUUUCCAUCCCUCCCUGAAUCAAUUAUUCACCUUGCAGACCUUCGCAUGUUGUGUCUGAAAAAAUGUGCAGUUGAUGACAUAACCAUCCUUGGAGAGCUCAAGAGUUUACAAGUACUCAACCUUUCUCUGUCAGGUAUGAAAGAACUACCUAAGGAGAUGGCACAAUUGACUCAAUUAAGGUUGUUAGAUUUGCGUGGGUGUAGAGAACUCAAAAUCAUCCCACCGAAUGUCUUAUCAGGUUUGUCUAAAUUAGAAGAAUUAUAUAUGAGUAGGAGCUUUGUUGAAUGGGAAAAAGGAGGAGUAGUUGAAAAUGAGAGGAAAAAUGCAAGCCUUGAUGAAUUAAACAAUUUGCCUUGUCUAACUACUUUAUAUGUUCAUAUUCUUGAUGUCCAAAUGAUACCAAAACACCGGUUUGUUGAAACAUUGGACAGAUUCAGGAUUUUCGUAGGUAAUUAUGGAAUAUAUGAUUGUUGCCAUAAUUAUGAAUCUCCGAAAGCAUUGAAGCUCAUGUUAUAUGCAAACAUUGAUUUGGACAAUGGGAUGAAAAUGUUGUUGAUAAAGACAGAAGAUUUGUGCCUAGAGGGGCUUGAAGGCGUCAAGAAUGUACUUAUGGAGUUAAAUAAUGGGAAAGAUCUUCCCAAUUUAAAGAGACUUCAUGUCAGAAAUGGUAGGCAUGUCCAAUAUAUUAAAACAAACAAAAUUGGAUUUUCUGAAUUAUGCUUCAUCAAACUUGAAAAUCUACCGCAACUUGUUAGCUUUUGCUCUUCAGACGAAAGGUGUUCCACUAAGCCCUUACUACUUUUCAAUAAACAGACAUGUCAUUGGGUUACGAAUUUGAGGAGCUUGAUCAUCAAAGGAUGCGGCAAGUUGGAGCAUCUGUUAUCACCCUCUCUCGCUAGAAGUCUGGUGCAGCUCCAAUGCUUUGAGAUAGAGGAUUGCAAUUGCUUAAGGGACAUCAUACUUACAGAGGAAAUUGAAGAAGAAAGGAAAGAUGUGAUUUGUUUCCCUCGAUUAAACUCCCUGCAUAUAGUGGGUCUUCCAAACCUCAUCUUCUUCAACUCAGGAAACCACAAUAUUGAGUUCCCAUUGUUGAAAGUGCUAAAGAUUGAGCGUUGCCCCAAGUUAAUAGAAUUCAUUAGUCAGAAUAGUAAUCAGUCCGGCAUGCACGCUCUCUUCAGUGAGAAGGUUGCAGUUCCUAGCUUGGAAGACAUGAAUAUCUGGGACUUGAGUAAUGUGAAGAUGAUAUUUUAUAAUGAGCUAGCACCAGGUUCCUUUAAAAAUCUACGAAAAAUAAGUGUUGUGGAAUGUGGGAGUUUGAAAAAUCUAUUUCCAGUAUCAAUAGCCAAAGAUCUUCCACAACUUGAACAUUUACGCAUCACUAAUUGUGGAGUUGAGGAGAUUGUAUCGAAAGGGGAUGGAGUGGAGGAGCAGCCUGUGAGGUUUAAGUUUCCGCAAGUAUCUUACCUUGAGGUUACAUGGGUAGAAAAGCUCAAAUGUUUCUACGAAGGGCAACAUGCAUUAGUCUGGCCGAUGUUGAAAAAAUUGAGAACAGAUAGUUCUGCUUUGCUAAAGAUAGUGGCAUCGGAACAUCUUAGAUUAACCCAAGGAAAUGAGCAGCCAGUUUUGUUGGUUGAAGAGGUCAUUCCCAAAUUAGAGGAACUUGAGUUAGGAACUUUUGGGGAUAUGGACCAAUUUCCACCAGACUUGUUUCAACAUAUUAAAGUUUUUGCAGUGAGUGGUGGCUCUCCAUUUUCUUUAUUUCCUUUCGUCCGAAGAUUCUACAAUCUGGAAAGACUUGAGUUCUCUUGUUUUGAUUUCGAACAUGUAGUCCCUUGUAAAGGAGACGCCGGGACACUCCCACCAAUUAGAAAUCUGAAAUUGUUUUCUGCCAGAAAUCUUAACCAUAUUUGGAGGAAAGAUUCGGAGCUUGACCAUAUUCUUUCUAAUCUUCAAACACUCACAGUUCAGCAUUGUGAUGAUUGGAUAAAUAUUAGAGUCUUCUCAUCAUCUUUACAAAAUCUCACAAUUUUGAAUGUGUCAUUUUGUAAUAUGAUGACAAACUUAGUCACACCCUCAGUACUUAAGAAUCUUGUGCAAUUAACGACAAUAAAGGUAGAAGACUGCACUAAAAUGACAGAAAUAGUGGGAAACGAGGGAGACUGUCAUCAGACAAUAGUUGUUAGUAAAUUGAAAUGUUUACAACUAUGCAAUUUGAAGAGCCUCACAAGCUUUUCUCCACGGUAUUACAACUUCGAGUUUCCUUGUUUGGAAGAAUUAGUUGUGGAAGAUUGUCCUUGGUUAAAGAUCUUUUCUGAGGGAGUUUUAAGCACCCCACAAUUACAGAGAAUAAAACAGUCGCGUUACGGUGAGAAAUGGAGUUGGACAAGUGACCUUAAUACCACCAUACAACAGCUCUACACAGAAAAGGAUGGACUCUAUUACCCAUAUCAUUUCAACAUCUCUGACACAUUUCCGGAGUCGAUAGAAAUAUGGACUAGAAACCCUCAAGAAAUUUUUGGCUUCAAAAACCUUGGCAGCCUGCAGUUUUAUAAAUGUAGCAGCUUGAAGUACAUAUUUACUCCGUCUAUGCUUUUGAGCCUCAAUCGACUACGAAGGAUAGAAGUGGAAGAAUGCAGUUCAAUGGAACAAGUAGUUAGGGAGGAGGAGGAAGCAAUGACACAUAAAUUUGCAUUUCUUUCGCUACGCUCCGUAACAAUUGAGUCGUGUUCCAACUUGACAAAUUUCCAUUGGGGAAGUCAAGCUCUUGAAUUUCCAGAGCUGAGUAAUAUCACGAUAGCUGAGUGUCCAAAAAUGACUGCAUUUUCUUCCUCAGUUUCAAGAGAGAGUGGUGAUGCAAGUGAAAGCGUGGUUGGCGAAGAGGGCAUCUAUGAUAACACUGCAACUUUUUUCAGCAAUAAGGUUGUCAUUCCUAGUUUGGAGAGUCUGGAUUUGUCCUCCAUCAACAUUCAUAAGAUAUGGCACCACUCAUCCUCCCCAUCUAUUGGAUACCUAAAUUUCUUGCAGGUGAAGAGGUGUCACAAUUUGAAAUACUUGUUCCCAUCUUUCUUAGCAAAAGAUCUUGUGCAACUCCGACGCCUUCAAAUUUUGGACUGUAAUAUGAUGGAACAAGUAAUAUUCACGGAUGGAUUGGUUGAGGAACAUCAAGGGAGGAAUCAGAUGUUUUUCUUUAAUCUACAUUUUCUGUGGCUAAUAGACCUUCCCAAACUCACAAAUGAACCUCAAAUUGGCCAACAUGUACAAGCAAGUAACUUGGAGGUUCAUAACUCAUCUCUCCUCAAUGAAAAGGUUGUUUUCCCUAGUUUGAAGAACUUGUGGAUUCAGAAUUGUGAUUCGUUAGAAGAAAUUAUUGAGCUACAAGGACUCAUUCCAGAUGAAUCACAGUCAACAUCAGCUGCUCAAUCUAUUGUGGCUGAAACAGUGACAACCAAGUUUGUAUUUCCCAAACUAAUAAACCUUGGAUUGGAUAAGGUGCCAAGAUUGAAAAGUUUCUGCUCUAGGAUGCAUACCACCCUGUGGCCUUCAUUGAAACAAAUGAGCGUUAUUGAAUGCCCCAAAGUACAGAUAUUUACUCGACAAAGUCCUGAGAGUCAGGUUGGAAUCUCAAACCAACAACCCUUGUUUUGCGUCAACGAGGACACUUUCCCUGUAUUAGAAAAACUAACACUGAAGACGAAUGAUAUGGUGAAGGGGAUAUGUGAUGGACAACUCUCAUUGCAGUGUUUCCAAAACCUUAAGCAUCUUAACCUCCAGUUCUUUCCUGAGACAUCCACUACUCUUCCGUAUUCCUUCAUUCGGUUGCUACCAAAGCUUCAGAAGCUUGUUAUAAACAAUGCUUCCAUUUUUGAAAUAGUCCGGUCUGAAGGACUUAGCGAAGAGGAAAGGCACACAUCGGUAUUCUAUCAGUUAAAGGACUUAAGGUUGUCUCAACUUCCAGAGUUGACGUUAAAGACUUUUAACCCGUCUUUGCUAUCUUUCAAAAAUCUAACAACACUGAAAGUUUCAAGAUGCCAUGGGUUCAUCAAUUUAAUCGCAUGCUCAACAGCUAAGUGCCUGACGCUACUAGAAAGAUUGAGCAUAGAUGAUUGUGAGAUGAUAGAGGAAAUCAUAGCGUGUGAGGCUGAAGAAAUACAAGGCAGCAUUGUAUUUCCCAAACUGAAGUAUUUGCAACUAAGCUGUUUGCCAUGUCUAGCAAGCUUUUCCUUGGCCCAUCACUCGUUGGAAUUCCCAGUCUUGCUAAUGGUGAAGGUGAUAAAGUGUCCAAAAAUGAGGAAUUUCUGCCAAGGAGAUUUAAGCACACCAAGGCUGGAACAAAUACACUUGACAAGAGAUGAGGAAGGUGAACUGCAGUGGGAAGGCGACCUUAACACUACCAUAAAACAUUUGUUCGAUGAAAUGAAUGUGCAAAAUUCUGAGGUGACGGAGGUUACUGAUCAGUUGCCCAAGCUGGAAUAA